AUGUGGGAAGCACUGUCCAGCUCCAUAAACAGGACGCGAUGCUCUGUGUUUUCCAGGGACAGGCAGCCUGCAGAUGCCCCGCUACCGGGGGCAGAGCUGGUCCAGACGCCUCUGCAGCUCUACCGAUACCUGCUGCGCUGUUGCCGACAGCUGCCCACCAAGGGCAUCCAGGAGCAUUACAGGCACGCUGUCAGGCAGAGUUUCCGGGUUCAUUCAGAUGAAGACAAUCCUGAGAGAAUCCAGCAGAUUAUUAAAAGAGCCAUUGAAGAUGCUGACUGGAUCAUGAACAAAUAUAAAAAGCAAAACUGAGACUCAACGAGUGAAGCCGCCCUGAAGACCCGGAAGGUGAGAGGCCUCCCUGGAAGGAACCAGCAGCAGCAGUUCUGGACUCUCGUUGUCCUGCUGGUGGGGAGAGCAGGACACCAGGUGUGGGAGCAGCUGACAUUUGCUCCAAUGGCUCUUCUCAGGCUGCUUGUGUCCCGGUGACCUUCAUGUUUGCUUUUCCGGGCGGUUAUGAUGUGAGAUUUUGGGAGAAUGUGUUUUUUCACUUUUCUCUGAAA
Molecule: messenger RNA, 560 nt
Organism: Myotis lucifugus (little brown bat)
Lineage: Eukaryota; Metazoa; Chordata; Mammalia; Chiroptera; Vespertilionidae
Gene: LYRM9
Product: LYR motif containing 9
Exons: 4
Coding region: 1-309 (102 amino acids)
Source: RefSeq, a predicted model, not a curated record